AUGUCUCGCUCAAAAGCACCCAUGGCCAUCGGCCUCGCCGCUGCCGGCGGCAUCGGCUAUUAUCUCUACUCGACAGGCGGCUCUCCCCGGGCAGCCGAGAAGAAGUUCGAGAGUGACGCGCACCACAUGGCGGCCAAGAUCAAGGGCGAGGCCCCGCACCGUUCGACAGACGUCGAACACGAAGGCCGCAAGGUGGGACAGGAAGUCGGCGCCAAGGUCGACAAUGCUGUUGAGACAAUCAACAGGGACAUGGCCAAGGCCAAGAGCGAGACCGAGUCCUACGCAAAGGCGGCCAAGGCGGACGCGCUGAAGAAGGUUGACGAGUUCGACCGCAAGGUGGAGGAGGGCGCCGCCAAAAGCAAGAGCUAUCUGUCGUCGUGGUUUGGCAGUAAGUGA
Molecule: messenger RNA, 396 nt
Organism: Parathielavia appendiculata
Lineage: Eukaryota; Fungi; Ascomycota; Sordariomycetes; Sordariales; Chaetomiaceae
Exons: 3
Coding region: 1-396 (131 amino acids)
Source: RefSeq, a predicted model, not a curated record